AUGGCAGACCAAGUAACCCAGACUCAAGUGAAACGAAGGAGACAGUGUGGUCCCAAGACGAGGACGGGCUGCCAAACCUGCAAAGUCCGCAGAAUCAAAUGUGACGAAGCCAAACCCCACUGCAAGCGCUGCACCAGUACCGGUCGAAAAUGCGAUGGCUACCUCCCCGAAUUUGCUCUUUCGAAUCCCCACUCCAAUUCCGGCACCCUUAUUCAGCGAUUGCCAGCUCUCCUCCCUGGAAGUGCCCAAGAGAAGCGCGGAUUCCAAUACUUCAUAUCACAAACGGGAGCAGAGUUGACAGGGUUCUACUCCUCUGAUUUCUGGGAAAGGCUUGUCCUGCAAGCAAGCGCCGCGGAGCCUAGUCUUCGACAUGCUGUUAUUGCCAUCGGGUCUAUACAUGAGGAAUUUGCGAAUCGGAAGCUCACUUAUGGCACAGGCGAGGUCAGCAAAGGACAUGCAUUUGCAGUAAACCAAUAUGUGAAAGCAAUUGGUCAUUUGAGAAGAUCGCUAGCAGAUGGGACUCAAGCACCGAUAACGGCUCUGAUGUCGUGUAUUCUGUUCGUCUGCUUCGACUCCUUGAGGGGACACUUCGUAUCGGCCAUGGCACAUCUACAGAGCGGACUCAAGAUCUUACGCGACUUGAAAACGAAAUCUGCAGCGGACGAGCAUGCAAUUACUACGGAAAUCGCACCUCUGUUCUUACGGCUUAGUAUCCAAGCCAUUUUGUUCAUAGACACACGGCCCACACCAGAGCGGAGGAAAAUGGUUGUCGAGCUAGCUCAUGUGAGCUCGAGAACGAUGCCAAUACCCGAAGUUUUCAAGACGCUUGAUGAAGCGAGGAACUCUAUGAAUGUAGUUGCCAAUUCGCUCUUUAGAAUGACUUACUUGUGCGAUGGUUCCCUAUCCAUGUGCGAACAGCCACUUGAAGCUUUUGACCUUUUCCAAAAGUAUGCAGAAGAUAACCAACGUUGGAAUUCCGCAUUUGAGCGUUUUAUGCGAGCCAAAUCUGCCUCCCUCGACAAUCGCGAGCUUCGAGGAGCAGCAUUGCUGAAAAUCCAUCAUCUGACCGCCCAGAUAAUAUCCGCGAUGGUACCCGAUGCUACCGAUUCUCGACCGCUGUCUGCGGCCAUGAACGACUCGUUUUUAUUCAGAAAGCACACGGACGAAUUCAGAAUCAUCACGAAUCUUUGUAGAUCCUUGAUUGCCACUGAAGAGCAGGAUAUCAAGAACGGCAAGACGGCCGCUACUUUCUCGACAGACUUGGGGAUAGUGGGACCCUUGUACUAUGUCUGUAUAAGAUGUCAGGAUCAGCAGAUCAAGACGCUCGCUAUUGAUCUCUUGAGUCGCUGCCCACGAAGAGAAGGAAUGUGGGACAGCGAGUCGGGUGUGAAAAUGAUUAAGGAGUGGUGGGAGUUAGAGAAAAUUCAUCUACGCACGACCGGCGAGGAAGACACCGUUCCAAGAAUACUGAUGAACGAUGUUGUGCAAAUGGAGUUUGGCGACGGCAUGAAAUGGGAGUGGAAGUUGAAAAAUCCAUUGGGUAUGAUGACACCCAAUUCGAUGAGUGCGAGUAUGGUCAGCACUCCUGGAGAUGAUUGGAUGAGCUUCCUCGAGGACGAUAGUUGGUAUACUGGUUCAUUUUUGAUGCCAGAUACGUCCAGCGAGAGCGGGUUCUCUGGGAUGGGACAGGAUGGAGGAACAUGA
Molecule: messenger RNA, 1704 nt
Organism: Cadophora gregata
Lineage: Eukaryota; Fungi; Ascomycota; Leotiomycetes; Helotiales; Ploettnerulaceae
Exons: 4
Coding region: 1-1704 (567 amino acids)
Biological process (GO): regulation of DNA-templated transcription
Molecular function (GO): DNA-binding transcription factor activity, RNA polymerase II-specific; zinc ion binding
Source: RefSeq, a predicted model, not a curated record